Molecule: messenger RNA, 1100 nt
Organism: Chanos chanos (milkfish)
Lineage: Eukaryota; Metazoa; Chordata; Actinopteri; Gonorynchiformes; Chanidae
Gene: srsf10a
Product: serine and arginine rich splicing factor 10a
Exons: 5
Coding region: 139-918 (259 amino acids)
Molecular function (GO): RNA binding
Source: RefSeq, a predicted model, not a curated record
GCUGAUUUCCUUUGCUGCAAUUGGUAUGGUCUCAUUUUUUGUGUCCUCAUAGGACUGCUCUCUAAGCUCCCGAGCUAUUAAUGGAAUGAUGUGCUGUACUCACACUGAAGGUCUGCUAUUCUAGGGAUAUUCUCCCAAAUGCAUUGGGAGCUUUCAGAGCGUUUUAGUCAGAUGAGUGAAUGUCCUAUCAUUUCGUGGUACUUUAGGCCAGAGGAUUUGCGUCGUGAAUUUGGUCGUUAUGGACCAAUUGUAGAUGUCUACGUUCCUGUUGACUUCUAUACACGUCGACCAAGAGGAUUUGCUUACGUUCAGUUUGAAGAUGUACGAGACGCUGAAGAUGCUCUUCACAACUUAGACCGGAAGUGGGUUUGCGGACGCCAGAUCGAGAUCCAGUUUGCCCAAGGCGACAGAAAAACGCCCAAUCAGAUGAAGUCUAAGGAAAGGCGGUCGCCCCGCAGUUUCUCCCGAUACGACGACUACGAGCGUGACGGUCGCCAUAGGCGCUCCCGCAGCCGCAGCUACGGCAGACGGAGGUCCCGAAGUCCCUCUUACGAACGUCGCCCACGCAGAUCAGAGAGCCCAAGAGACUCCCGUUCGUACGGCAGACACAGGCGAAGCAGAAGUCAUGAAAAUGACAGGUACAGGGCUUCUCAGCGAGAGCACCAGGGGCUGCACCGGAGAGGUCCAGCCUCGCGCAGCCGCUCCCCUUCCCCCGACGCACGGUUCAAAUCCAAAGGCAGGAGGUCUCACUCCCGGUCCAAAUCCCCCAGCCCUCCCCCGGAGGACUUCCACCCCUCCACGAGCUCUCGCGACGUGGACUCCCACAUCCGUUCGCCGUCCCGCUCGUACUCGCGCUCCCUGUCCCGCUCACGUUCUCGCUCUAGGUCUUGGGCCGGACGGAAAUCCGGAGGGCACUAGGACCGUCGGUGUUCUGGUUUUUUUUGUUUGUUUUUUUUUGGAAAUACCUUUGCUAAGUCUGGUUUUAAUGUUUGAAAUGCUGUAUACUGUUUUGCAACAGGACACCUGCAGACACAGGUUGAGUGUAUGUGUACAAUUAACCAUUUUAUUCUCGUCCCCCACUCUGCACACACACACACACA